AUGCCCUCAGUCAACUCAUCUCUAUCAUCAUCUAACAAAAUCGAACCAGUCGAGGAUCUGUUUACAAGGGUGACACUUGACAUAAUCGGCGUCUCAUUGGUUGGUAAAGAACUACGACGCUUUCGCUCAAAGACCUCGCCUUUAUCAUUUGAACAAUGCUACAAUGGUAUCCUGGCGCAGCCACUUGCUGGCCAGAUAAUCAGCUUCAUCAACCCCUUCAUCCCACUCCGUUGGUUACCUGUAUCUGCAAAUCUGAACUUUAUCAAGGCUAAAUCUGCUCUUAAGAGUAUGAUGACAGAACUGAUCGAGCAGCGGACAUCUGAGGUAGCAAGGGCAAAGGAGCUGGGUACAGAUACUACACUAUCGGAUGACUUGUUGACAAGGAUGAUUGAAGCAAGUUCUGUUGAGAGCCAGAAGUUGUCUCGGGAUGAGUUGAUCGAUAUAACUAUGCAGGUCAUCGCGGCGGGACAUGAGACUACAGCCAGUGCCCUCCUCUGGACAAUCUACGCCCUUUCCAAAGACCAGAAGUCACAAGACCGGUUGAGGGCCGAGAUCCUGGGUCUGAACGAUGACGACACAACCGCCAAAGCGAUAGAUGUUCUGCCGUACCUCGAUAACGUGGUUAAAGAAGCUCUUCGCGUAUACUCUCCCACCCUUAUCAUACCAUGGGAAGCACUAGAGGAUAUCGACAUAUUAGGCGUCAGGAUCCCAAAAGGGACAACGGUUCAGCUCGUUCCCGCAAUGACGCAACUGAACCCCGAGAUCUGGGGUCCUGAUGUGGAGACCUUCAUUCCUGAUCGAUGGGAUCGUCUCUCCGGCGAUGCUUUGAGCCCAUAUGCCAUGGAGACAUUCUCAAAUGGGCCUCGCAUGUGUCCCGGAAAAGCUCUAGCUUUGCUAAAUAUGAAGGUCCUGUUGGUUGGGUUGAUCAGAGACUUCAGGAUCGAGAGUGUUGGAGACGAGGAGGUGGAGUUGAGAAACCCGAGCUUGACUUUGAAGUCUAAGAAGCCACUUCGGUUUAAGGUGCGGCGUGCUAGUGAAGGGUCUUGA
Fusarium musae is the source of this 1047-nucleotide messenger RNA. RefSeq lists its product as uncharacterized. Gene Ontology annotation, molecular function: iron ion binding; heme binding; oxidoreductase activity, acting on paired donors, with incorporation or reduction of molecular oxygen. Bases 1 to 1047 code for a protein of 348 amino acids. NCBI's taxonomy places the organism in Eukaryota, Fungi, Ascomycota, Sordariomycetes, Hypocreales, Nectriaceae. The record is from RefSeq and is a predicted model, not a curated record. The transcript has 2 exons.